Molecule: messenger RNA, 4591 nt
Organism: Galleria mellonella (greater wax moth)
Lineage: Eukaryota; Metazoa; Arthropoda; Insecta; Lepidoptera; Pyralidae
Exons: 10
Coding region: 138-1847 (569 amino acids)
Molecular function (GO): protein binding
Source: RefSeq, a predicted model, not a curated record
CUUCAGUUUGGCGGGCUUAGCGUACGCCAACAGACGCCUCGGUCAUCUCUUACCGGAUUGGCGGGAACUCCUCGCGCACGUCCUGAACGUAACCUACAACAAACAAUAAAUUUUUGUUUAUGUGUAAAUCGUGAAAGAUGUCCCUUAAAUCGAGCUACUUGAUGCUCUUGCCAUUACUCAUCUUAAAUAACGUUACGAAAAUACAAGGUGGCUUGCUCGGUGAACAAUGCAAGUCGAAUGCAGACUGCGCCACAUCAAAAUCACAUUGCGAAAAAGGCGUUUGCAUAUGCGACCCUUAUUAUGCUCGAGUUGAUAACAGUACUUGCCUCGAAUCGACGCUUCUGGGAUCAGAGUGUUCAGUACAAGAACAAUGUACAUUGAAAGUGGCGUAUAGUGCUUGUUUGGAUGGUGUAUGCCGAUGCACUGAUGGACAUCUACAAUUCAGGAAACACACAUGUCUCUCACCUGCUCCACCCGGUCACGUAUGUUACAGCAAUGAACAUUGUCGAUUAUGGGAUAAAGAAAGUCAUUGUGAAUAUGUUAUACCAAACCUUUUUGGGCGAUGUGCAUGUAACUCAUUCUUCCGGCAAGUAGGAGAUAAAUGUAUCGUCGAAAAACCAUCAGGGUAUGCGACAGAAGCAGUUGUUGCAGAACAAGAAACUAUUAUUGCUGACACCAGUAACGGUUCAAUUGUUCUUAAUAUUCAUAAACCGUCAGUAAGUUACAAUAUAAAUUCGAGAAACCCUUACGAGCCGCCAAAUAUAAUUGACGAAGAUGGCAUACAACCAAGUAAGUUGCCAAUGUUUACCAAUAAAAAUGAAUUGCUUAGCACACAAGAGGAUAGUCCUUUUAUGCAGGCUGUUAUGAAAGUACCAACAGUUGAUCCAAUAAAACGCCUACCAGUAUCAAAUAGAAAAGAUGGAGAUCCAAAUGAAACAAUAAGUGUUGACGAAUUAACGGCCAAUUUACAUGCUAACGAUCAGCCAAUUUAUAGAGUAGUAACACAACCAUCAGUUGAAAAGAAGACUAAUAAAAAGACUAGCGGCUCAUCGAAGGAGCAAAGUUCAGGAAGCAAGCCAUAUAAAACAGGACAUCAAAAGAAAUCUUCUUUAAAGGAUAAAAAUCGUUAUCGACCUGAGGUGGCUCCAGUAAUAGACCUUGGACCAGCUUCUCUUGGUAUGCCCUGUGUUAAAGACUCACAAUGUCAAGAAGUAGAUCCAUAUACUAGAUGUCUAAAUAAAAGAUGCGAUUGUACAUAUCGUACGAAUUCUACAUCUGCCUGUUCGGCUCGGAACCGAGGUUGUUUACCUGGCACUUUCCAAUGCAGAUCAACGGGCACAUGCAUCAGUUGGUACUUUGUCUGCGACGGCCGCAAAGAUUGUCCCGAUGGCUCUGAUGAAAAAUGUCAAGGUAGUAAAGAUAGGUCAGGUGAGCGAUGCCCCAUGCAUGCAUUCCGUUGUGGAGGUCCUGGUUCACGAUGCGUGUCUCGAGCAUCUCGGUGUGACGGCACUCCACAAUGUCCUGGAGGUGAAGAUGAGAGAAAUUGCCACUCAACACGACGUAGAGGAUGUCCUCGCCACACUUUCCGAUGCAGCUCCGGAGAAUGCCUUCCAGAAUUCGAAUUCUGCAAUGCUAUUGUCUCCUGCAAGGAUGGAUCUGAUGAACCACCUCAUCUGUGUAAUGAACAAUCUAGAUGGCGCGCCGCCGACUUCUGCCCAUUGCGAUGUGGGAACGGCCGGUGCAGGAGCACGGCUGUUGCGUGUUCAGGUCGCGACGGAUGUGGUGAUAAUAGUGACGAGAUUGCUUGCACAGUUUGUAGGUGUCCAGGCCCCGUACAUUCGCCGUGAACUUAAUAUAUGGAGACUUUAAUGAAAUCGUGACACAUUAUAAAUCUAUUAGCGCUUAGUCGCUUUAUUUUCUUCUAUGUUUAAUUUCAAUUAACGUUUAUUUCCAAUAACUUAAUAAACGCGAAAUAAACUUUACACUUACGACUGACUAAGAGCAAACAGAGGCUUAUAUUUUAUAAGAUGAAUCGUAAUUCAUCUCUAUUCCUUCGACAUCAUCAUCAUCAUCAUCUCAGCCAUUAUCUGUCCGCUGCUGUCUAUUCCUUAUUACACAUAAUUUCAACAGAAAAUGGGAAACUAUAAUUUAAAGUACCUAAUUAAAUAAUGAUCUAUAUCACUGUUUAACCAUAAUCAUCAUAUCAACCCUUAACUGUCCAUCCCCAUAGACUGUCAUACAAAGUGAUCCCAUGCCACUUGCAUUCAUAAAAGCAAUUACUAUUAUUAUUUAUACUUAUGGUUAAACCGACAACUAUACUAACUGUGAUUGUGUGAAAUUUUCUUACUAAAUAAGUAUUUAUUUCAAAUAUCAAAAAUCAUUUAUCGUCCUUAAAAUUUUCCGAUGAUCUUGUUUUUCUGCAUAUAUAAAUUGAUUUCGGGAUUUCUAAUGAAAAAUUACAAUGCAAGUAGGUACAUGGAUGGCGCAAAAAUAUUUUCAUGCUUUAGUACUCAUCCAUAUGCCUAUACAAAUUUUCUUAACAAAUGUAGAUUAAAUCCGUCGACUCAUUACUAGAUAUCGUUGCAAAAGAUAUGGUGCAAAGUCAAUUGAAAUUUACAGAAAAUUGGAUUGAUUAAAAAUCUAUAUUUAUUAAAAAUUCAUAAUGAAAGUUGGCUAAGUAUAUAUAUACUUAUAUACUUAGCUUAUGUUAAUGUAUACCAUAAUGUUGAUCUAAUGGACCUAAGUCUAUAAAUUACAAUUAAAGCAUAUAUAAUAUCUUUAGUUGUGUGCACUGUAUUAGAUAUAUGUUUAUUGAAAUAUAAAAAAAAUCUCAUAGUUAUUCGUUCAUGCUAAUCUGCAAAACUACUUAUCAAAUUUUAAUGAAAUUAUAUAAAUAUAUAUUGUUUUAUUACAACUUGAGACAUAGUUUGUGUAAGAGUAGGUGGCAAAACAAUGUUUGUCGGGUCCGUCGGUAUACAUACUUGUAAUCUUUCAUACAAUCCCUCAUUAACUCAUUGGAUUUUUUCUCUAUCAUUAAGUCUUCUUUUAAAAUUAAUUAAGUUUCACUACUACAGAACCAUCGUCAAAGAUUCACUAUAACAAUUUCUUAUAAAAUUAUCUAGUACUUUAUCUUUAAUUUUAUUAGUUAAGGAUGUUUCGAUAACAUGUAUUUUUUGUGAAGAACAGAUAUUUAAUGUAUGGUUUAUUUAUUUAGAAUUAGUAACAAUUGUUACUGUUAUGUUUAUAAUACCUACCUAUAUGGAGUACGUUUGGUUUUUGAUCUAAAUGGUACUUAUAAGUAAACAGCAUCUGAAAUAGUAUUAUUAGGUACUAAUUGAAGAAAUUAAUUUAUUAUAUAAUUUAUUUUAAUAUAUGUUAAAGUCAUAAACUUUUUAAUGAAAUUAAUUAAUGGUAAAGAAAAUCAGACGUCUGUAGUAGCUGACAUAAUUUUAGAACACAUCUGUAAACAAAGACUAUGGGCAGGUAAACUAGUCUGUUUCAAUAGAAUUUAAUAAAAAUGCCAACAAACGAAUAAUCGAACCAACAUUAAAACAGUCUACUGAUGUCCCAUAGAAGUAAAAGCGUAAAAAUAAUUUCUUACUAACAUCAUUUUAAUAGUAUUUCUGUGAUAAUUUCAACAAAACAUAGUGACCUUUUUCAUUAAAUUCUAUUGAAACAAACUAUAUUUCUUGUUCUUUAACUUCAUGAACGUUCACUUCAUGAACGAAAAGUGUAAGCACUUAAGUAUUUAUGCAACAAUAUUUUUUAGAACUUUUAGAAUGUUCACUAUAAAUAAAUUCGUAUGAAACAAAUUGUAAAAGAGAAUUAAACCUACAAUCAUAAUUAUAUAGGCACAUAAUUGUAUCUAAACUGAUGAAUUUAUUGAGUCUUUGUCUUCUACAUAUACUGUACAUUUCCUACGUAACAAUUUUAACAUUCCUAACCACAGGUGUGACUAUAAUAUAAAACCAUAUUAGAUAACCACUACUUUCUCAUUCACUCCAUUCCCAAAUAUAAUAUCUUAUCUAUUUAUUAUCAUAAAUAGGUUUAGAGUAAUUUUAUUUUUCCUAGAAUCGUCAUUUGCUAAUUGUAUAGAUAUUUCCAAUAAUCACUGUUUUGCUCUUAUUAAUUUAUAAGUGCCGUAAACGCAAUGCAUUUUUUGCCAUUUUAUUCGUCAAUUAAAAUCGCUAAUUUAAGUAUUUAAAUAAGCGACGAGCGCUAUAAGACUGAGGAGUAAUAAUACACUUGACUUUUUUUAAUUUACCUAUAUAUAGAUCUAGCAAAUGGGAAUAUACUGCCAAUUCUGUAAAUCUAUGAACAAUAUGCUUUAUUUAUUGUUCUUAUUUGUAAAUAUUAAAGGGUAGUUAACUAUAACAUUUUUGUAAUGUUCGUAAUGAAAACUUUACAUUGGCUAAUUGUCAUAAAAAUUAUUAUUGUAGGUAUUUACUCCAGGAUAAAUACUUUUGUAGAAUUUAGUAUACUACAUUCUAGUGUGAGUUUCACAUGGUUAGUCAUGUAACUAAGUUUGUAAUAUAGUGUGUUUAUGUGUGUGAAUGUGAUAAUUAUUUAUUAAACUAAUUGUAAUAUUUUA